AUGCCAGAUAAUUUUUUGGUACCAACUAUACCUUCGAGAGCUAAUUAUGUACAUUUUGUCGCUGAUCUUUUAACUCCAGAACAUUAUUACAAUACAGAAAUAAUUAAUCCAGAAUUUCUAAACUAUGAAAAAUCAACAAUUGAAAUUCAAAGAAAUAUGGAAUUUCAUUCUGUUGAAUUUGUUCCUAGAGGAAAACAAGUUUUGGGGCUUGAUAUAGGGAUUGGUGCAAAUUGUGUGUUUUCGCUUCUAUGCAACAGAAUUUAUUCUUGGAAUAUGAUCGGUACUGACAUUUCAACUGAAAGCCUGAAAGUAUCAGACUCUAUAAUUAAAGAAAACAACCUCUCAAAUUGUAUAAAUCUCUUCCUUCAGGAAAAUCCGGAAAAUAUACUAUUCGGAAUACUUAACAGACCUGAAAUUGAAAAUUUGAAUUUUUCAUUCACUAUUUGCAACCCUCCAUAUUACGAUUCAGUUGAAGAUUCAGAAAUUAGUAUGCACCCCGGUCGUUUUAGAAAUUGCCAAAAACACGAAGUUAUAACUCAGGGAGGUGAAUCUCAUUUUAUUUUGAAGUUGUAUUCUCAAAGUAAGAAUUUUUCAAAAAAGGUAAUUUGGUACACUUCCCAAGUUUCUAAGCUAAAAAAUUUGAGAUUUUUGAGAAAUACUCUAGGAAAAGAAUUAAUUAACAACGAAUUAAAAUCACUCAGAUAUACUACAUUGAAACAAGGAAAGCAUGAUAAGUGGGUAAUAGCAUGGAGCUUUUUUGAAAAGGAAGAAAGAAUUUCAAUUUUAAAGUUUCUCAGAAACAAUCAAAAUAUCAAACUUUGA
Messenger RNA from Cryptosporidium ubiquitum, 822 nucleotides. RefSeq lists its product as uncharacterized. Gene Ontology annotation, cellular component: cytoplasm. Gene Ontology annotation, molecular function: 23S rRNA (adenine(1618)-N(6))-methyltransferase activity. Lineage: Eukaryota; Apicomplexa; Conoidasida; Eucoccidiorida; Cryptosporidiidae. Gene Ontology annotation, biological process: rRNA base methylation. The record is from RefSeq and is a predicted model, not a curated record. The coding region runs from base 1 to 822 and encodes 273 amino acids. The transcript has a single exon.